Molecule: messenger RNA, 3315 nt
Organism: Puntigrus tetrazona (Sumatra barb)
Lineage: Eukaryota; Metazoa; Chordata; Actinopteri; Cypriniformes; Cyprinidae
Product: leukocyte immunoglobulin-like receptor subfamily A member 4
Exons: 4
Biological process (GO): cell surface receptor signaling pathway
Molecular function (GO): transmembrane signaling receptor activity
Source: RefSeq, a predicted model, not a curated record
UCAAAGACUCAAACACUGACUGCACAGGUGAAUGCAACUAAAACAAUCAAGUCUGUGAGAGUCUCUGAUGGAGGAAGAUACCAGUGUAGAGCACAACGAGGAAUCUACUACGGCAAGUACAGCAAUGCGGUUGAUAUAACAGUAAGAGAGAGACCCAAACCUGUAGUUGGUGUUGAUCCUGAUAGACAUGUGUUCAGAGGAGAGACGGUCACUCUCACAUGUGACAUACAGCAGACAGGAGACUGGAAGUACAGCUGGAAUAAAGACAACACACACUAUUGCACCAUAGGACAAGAUCAGAAAUAUAUAAUCACAUCUGUGGAUUGGUCUCAUAGUGGUGUGUACAGCUGUAGAGGAACUCAGUCAGAAGCACCAGCAUACUCUCAGAUGAGUGAUGGAGUUACACUGACAGUAUCAGAUAAACCUCAGCCAACUUUGACUAUAAAUCCUCAGAGUUUGAUGUUCACUGGAGACACAGUUAGUCUGAGUUGUGAUGUGGGACAGUUAACUGGAUGGAAAUUUUUCUGGACAAAAGAUUUAAACUUUGAAACCAUGGGUGAUGCAACUAAAAUGAUCAAGUCUCUGAGCAUAUCUGAUGGAGGAAAAUACUGGUGCAGAGCAAAACGAGGAAACUACGACAGCGAAUACAGUAAUGCAGUUGAGAUAAUAGUAAAAGAGAGACCAAAACCUGUAGUUGGUGUCAAUCCUGAUAGACAUGUGUUUAGAGGAGAGACGGUCACUCUCAUAUGUGACAUACAGCAGACAGGAGAGUGGGAGUACAGCUGGAAUAAAGACAACACACACUAUUACAGCACAGGACAAAACCAGAAAUAUAUAAUCACGUCUGUGGAUUGGUCUCAUAGUGGUGUGUACAGCUGUAGAGGAACUCAGUCAAAAGCACCAGCAUACUCUCAGAUGAGUGAUGGAGUUACACUGACAGUAUCAGGUGAGAGCUUCAGUCUCAACAUUGAGUCUAAGUGUGCAGAAUAUGUUUUCAAAUAGGCCAUAGUAUUACAUGCAGACAGAGAAAAGCAAAAAAGACAUUUAGUUUUAGUAAUAAAAUAGAUGUUUUGUCUUCAUUAAUGAUCAUACUGAAGCUCUAAUAGCAGCUGCUUAAUCUUGUCCUUACGUUCUGUGAUAUAUGAGGUGUUUUUUGAAAAAUGUAAGGUCUCAAUCUUUCACUUUAACCUUAGCAUUUAAAAUAAAUUUAACACUUCAUUAUGGUCUUUUCAUAUUUGUCAUUUACUGAUCUGCAAUUGGUUUGUCCUUUUUAUAGUUAAUUGAUUAUAAAUCACUAGACCUGAAACUUUAAGAUUAUUUUUUGAAACUUUAUUGGGUUUUUUUUCUAGAAAUCAAAAUAAGUAGUGGUUCCUCUUUAGGAACUCAAGCUGCUUUGAAGCACUUAUGGAGAGACACCUUCAGUGUGACUGUGCUCUGUGUAUCACAUGUAUAGUUAGUCCAAUGGAAGGGUGAGACGUCAUAUGUGGAUGAUGUCAUCAGCCAGGAAGCAUAAAAGCAUGCGGAGUUAAACAGUUUUUAUUUUUCUGUCAUUAAGCAAGUGCUCUGUGUGUGUCAGUCUUAUUUGUUGUUCUCUUUCCUUUAUCACACUUUAUUUUAAGAGCUAGUAAAGACAACAUAGGACAAACUGUGUGUUCUUCUCCUCCGGCUGAAAAAGUUUUUAUGUCUGCUUAAGAGCAGACCACACAGAGUCAGCUCUCGAGGGAGCUCAUAUGUUUCUAUCUGUGCUUUUUUCUCAAAAAAGCAACUCUCAAAAACAGAGGAAAUGACAGAUGACUUACAUUGCUGUAUAAGCACCAAACACUGAUUCUUUACAAAAACUGUAAAAUAGUUCUUUAAAACUGACUGGCUAAUCACAAUGUUAUUCCAGGAUCAAAAUAAGAUGCUGACCUAGGAACACGUAGAACAUAUGCAGAACAAAAUCUGCAUGCGUAGUGAUCACACUUCUCCCGCUGUGAAUACUGAGGAGUGUGUCUGUGCCUGCUCGAGGUUCUGGUCCAACUGAGGCAAAGUGGUGAUUUGUGAGGAAUUAAAUGGGUUUAUCAUUGUAUUUGAAGAGAUACAGCCUUCUUCUCUCCUCCCUCACUCACUCUCUAUGUAAUAAGUACUUAGCGUUAAUUCCAGAGUAAGAAACACAGUGCUCUCUCUUUGUCUGAGGAGGUUGAGGUGACAGCACGGGCUGCUUCUCAUUCAGAGAGCCACUUCUCACACUCUCCAUAAUUUUGUCUGAGUGAUGCUCCCGGGCCGUAGGCUUUUAACAGGCAGCAGGUCUAUGGAAUGUAAUUCUUGCUUAACAGUCUUCAGCUAAAAUGUCCUGAAGCUUUGGACCAGGACUUUUGGGGGCCAGCCCCCUCUGGGGAAGAGCUGUGUAUAUCGCAUUACAUGGUGCUUGUCUCUCCUCGGUACCCUCAGGAGGUCUGUCUGCCAACCCUGUCAGAAUUCCUAGGCAGCGGUCUCCAGCAAGCGCUGCUCUCAGUCUUUUUUGCCAGGAAAUGUAGCAGAGCUGAGAGCCACUCUGAGAACCGAUCUAGCCUCUCUGGUAACACAUGAGGGCAGUCUCAAGAGACUGGUUGCCUUACUACUGUCAAAAAUGUUUUAUUGUGGAAAGAAGCUAUAGAAUCCAGUAAGGUUCUCCACCUCUAUAUUUCAGAUGGGCAUUCCCACCCUGGAGGGCCCCAAGCAGGCUCUGGUUGUGGAACAGGAAGUAAACACUCUUUUCAGGGAGGAGGCCAUCAAUGUGGUCCCUCAUCAUCUAAGAGAAACGGUUUUAGAGCCAGUACUUCAUAGUUCUGUUUUGAUUCAAUUCCAAAGAAGGAUGGAGGACUGAGGGCUAUUUUAGAUCUCAGGCACAGUUGCUCUGAAGGCAUCUCCCCAUAUGCGGGUAUUGUUCCCUCAAGGAACCAUGGUUACAUACACAACCUGGAGACGUUUUCCAUGCAAUACAAUAUAUAUAUCUUCUUCUUCUUCUGCUUAUCCGGGGCCAGGUCGCGGGGGCAACAGUCUAAGCAGGGACGCCCAGACUUCCCUCUCCCCAGACACUUCCUCCAGUUCUUCCGGGGGAACACUGAGGCGCUAGAGACAUAGUCCCUCCAGCGUGUCCUAGGUCUUCCCCAGGGCCUCCUCCCGGUGGGACAUGCCCGGAACAUCACCCUUGGGAGGUGUCCAGGAGGCAUCUGGCACAGAUACCCGAGCCACCUCAGCUGGCCUCUCUCGAUGUGGAGAAGCAGCGGGUCUACUCCGAGCUCCUCCCGAGUGACCGAACUCCUCACCCUAUCUCUAAGGGAGCACCCAGCCACC